Molecule: messenger RNA, 1234 nt
Organism: Pieris rapae (cabbage white)
Lineage: Eukaryota; Metazoa; Arthropoda; Insecta; Lepidoptera; Pieridae
Gene: lsn
Product: vacuolar-sorting protein SNF8
Exons: 4
Coding region: 96-857 (253 amino acids)
Biological process (GO): protein transport to vacuole involved in ubiquitin-dependent protein catabolic process via the multivesicular body sorting pathway
Cellular component (GO): ESCRT II complex
Source: RefSeq, a predicted model, not a curated record
GAUUGUUUAUUAUUUUAGAUCACAGACAAAGGGUUGUUACUUGUUUACUUUACCUAUCAUUUUAAAAAUUAUACAUAUUUAGUAAAGCAAUAACAAUGAGGCGACGGGCUGGUGUCGGUGCUAUCCAGAAGCAACAGUUAGAACGAGAAAAGUAUAGGGAAAAGGGUUCAGAAAUUCAAGAAAAUCAGUUCUUACAAAUGCAAAAGCAACUCGAGGUUUUCAGGGAAAAUCUUGAAGAAUUUGCAUCAAAGCAUAAAAAUGAAAUUAAGAAAAAUGCACAAUUCAGAAGGCAGUUUCAAGAAAUGUGUGCUGCAAUUGGUGUGGAUCCACUUGCUUCAGGAAAAGGCUUUUGGUCUGUGCUAGGUAUUGGUGAUUUCUACUAUGAGCUAGGGGUUCAAAUAGUUGAGGUGUGCUUAGCUACAAACUACAAAAAUGGUGGGCUUAUAACGCUAGAAGAAUUAAGGACAAGGUUAAUAGCUGCACGGGGAAAAGCUAAGAAACAUCAAGAUAUAACAAAUGAAGAUUUGUUAGCUGCAGUGAAAAAACUCAAGAUAUUUGGAAAUGGAUUUAUUGUAGUUUCUAUAGGGAAAGGAAAAUGGUUAGUGCAAUCUAUUCCUGGAGAACUUAAUCUUGACCAGACUUUAGUUCUACAAAAGGCAAGCUCCUUAGGAACUGCCUGGAUAUCUAUAAGCAUGUUAACUGGGGAUUUAGGGUGGAAUGAAACAAGAGCUGAAAAUGCUCUUAAUCACAUGGUUAAGGAAGGUCUGGCUUGGGUGGACAACCAGGACCCUAAAGAAACUCUAUUUUGGUUCCCUAGCAUGUUUUCUGACUGUGUUGAGGCUGCCACUGCAUCCUAAAUGUAAUGGUAAAAUUGUGAUUAUAAUCAAAUGUAGUAAUUUAUAUUAAUAAACAUUUAGUACAUAACUUAAUGUGAGUAUGAAAUUGUAUUUCCUAUUAUUUUACUGUUAUUAUAAGAUUAAAAAAAUUCCAAAUUUUGUAUAGAUGGUUUUAUACCAACUAUUUCUUCAGUACAAUUUAACUAAAUUACUCCUAAUAUAUAAACUUAGACAAGUUGAAAGGUGACAAAUUCAUUUAAACUGAUGUAGUUUUUAUACAUGAAAGGUGUUUAAAUCUACACAAUACAUUUUUAUUUUGCUUAAUUGUAUAAAUGUAAAUAUUUUAAGGUAAUGCACUGUAUUUAUUUAUUACUAUGAAAAUAAAAACUUGAAUUUCA